This is a messenger RNA of Hyaloscypha bicolor E, 3054 nucleotides long. RefSeq lists its product as uncharacterized. Gene Ontology annotation, molecular function: protein kinase activity; RNA cap binding; ATP binding. Bases 1 to 3054 code for a protein of 1017 amino acids. The record is from RefSeq and is a predicted model, not a curated record. Gene Ontology annotation, cellular component: nuclear cap binding complex; nucleus. Gene Ontology annotation, biological process: nuclear-transcribed mRNA catabolic process, nonsense-mediated decay; protein phosphorylation; mRNA export from nucleus. The transcript has 9 exons. NCBI's taxonomy places the organism in Eukaryota, Fungi, Ascomycota, Leotiomycetes, Helotiales, Hyaloscyphaceae.
AUGUCGCAAAAUCGGCCUGCAGCCUUCUCGAGUCUGAGGAUGGGAGAGGUGAUCCGCGAGAAGGUCCAAGACGGUGUUACAGGAGAGACUCGAGACAUGCAAUACACGCAAUGUAAGAUCGUUGGCAACGGAAGCUUCGGUGUUGUCUUUCAGACGAAGCUCUCACCUUCGGGUGAGGAUGCCGCCAUCAAGCGUGUUUUGCAGGACAAGAGAUUCAAAAAUCGUGAGCUGCAGAUUAUGCGCAUCGUCCGACACCCAAAUAUCGUCGAGCUGAAAGCCUUUUACUACUCGAAUGGUGAACGAAAGGAUGAAGUCUACCUCAACCUCGUACAAGAGUACGUCCCUGAGACCGUCUACCGGGCAUCGAGAUAUUUCAACAAGAUGAAGACGACUAUGCCCAUUCUCGAAGUCAAACUAUACAUCUACCAACUCUUCCGUGCCCUCGCAUAUAUCCACUCCCAAGGCAUCUGCCAUCGCGACAUCAAGCCACAAAAUCUUCUGUUGGAUCCCAGCACUGGCGUUCUGAAGCUCUGCGAUUUCGGAAGCGCAAAGAUAUUGGUAGAAAAUGAGCCAAACGUCUCGUAUAUCUGUUCCCGUUACUACAGAGCCCCCGAGCUGAUUUUCGGCGCCACCAAUUAUACAACAAAGAUCGAUAGAUUGUCGGCCAUUGAUGCUAUGGUUCACCCAUUCUUUGAUGAGCUGCGAGACCCAUCGACCAGAUUUCCUGAUUCGCGUCAUCCAAAUGGUCCAGUCAAGGAUCUGCCCACACUCUUUGAUUUCUCUCGCCAUGAUGAAGACGACUACGACCGCCGACCCCAACGGCGCCGCUACGAAGAGCCCCUCUCCUCCAAGAUCCGCAAGCAGUUCCUCUCGCUGGCCGAAUCGCCGCUCAAGCGCGUCGAGGACGAGAUCCACUUCCUCGCCAAGACGAUCGUCGAUAAUUGGGAGGAGGCGGAGGUCAAGGAGGGGUUCUUUGAGGUGGUGGAGUGCAUGGUGAGGGAGCAGAGCUUCAAGGUGCCGUUCGUGGCUGCGGUGGUGUUGUGCAUUAAUGGGAUGAAAGGGGAGGUGGUGAGGGAGGUGGUAGAGAGGAUGGGGAGCAGGCUGAACGACGGGAUUGAGAGGGGUGAGUGGAGGGAUGUCAAGUUGUGCCUGAAGUUUUUGGGGGGCUUGCAGGGCGUUCUGGAGGGAGAGGGGGUGUGGAUUGUUUUGCAGGAUUUGUUGACGAAGGCGGUGGAUUUGCAGACGGAGAAUAAUGAGGAGACUAUUGGUCCCGAGCUGGUCAAGAUCAUCCUGUUUACGAUCCCGUAUAUCAUGGCUUCGUCAGCAACCGAUAGCCAGGAGAGAGCAACGGGCAUGAUCGAGAACACGGAUAUCAUUGCCAGCGAGCCGCAUGUGUUGCAGGCGCUGGUUGAUCCGUAUCCUGGUAAUGGCAAGGAGGAAGCCACGACACCGAGUGGAGUUCUCAUGUUACUGCAGAAGCAAUUGCAGAAUGAAGCUGCUACGGGAUGGGAGCUUGCUUGUCUUCCGAGACCCUGGAGAUUCCUGCUCGAGGGAUUCGGAGACGAACCCCAGAAUCUGGGACCAAAGCAUUUUCUUCCUAUCAUCAACAUCCCUGAAGUCGCCAGCGCUGGCCCGAGACCGCUAUUCCCUGAGCUGUACUUCUCGGUUUAUGCGAACCAAGAUGUUGAGACUGUGCCGCCGACUACGGAUAUUGCGUCUUGUCUUUUGAGGGAUGCGGUUAUUGAUACUAUCAAUAUCCUUGAUUUCAACAGGACGGCUACUGCGAGAUUUCUGAUCGAUAUCGAUUGCUAUUUCUCGCCGGGUACUUUUGUUAAGAGGGCUACUCCUUUUGAUAGGCUACGGGAUAUUGAGGGUGAUAGGUCGACUUGGAAGCCGGAAGAUGUGGCUGUUGAUGCUGUCUUCUCGCAACUCUUCCAACUUCCUUUCCCGGAGCACAAGUUGGUCUAUUACCACUCUGUCCUCACAGAAGCGUGCAAGAUUGCUCCAGCAGCCAUCGCACCCAGUCUCGGAAGAGCAAUUCGAUACCUCUACCGCAGCGUCGAUUCCAUGGAUCUCGAGCUGAGCUACAGGUUCAUGGACUGGUUUGCUCAUCAUUUGAGUAACUUUGGCUUUACGUGGAAGUGGACUGAAUGGAUUGACGACGUGGAGCUUCCGUCUUUGGAUCCGAAGAAGGCUUUUAUUCAGGGUUCGCUGGACAAGGAGAUCCGGUUGAGCUUUGCGCAGAGGAUUAAGGGGACUUUGCCUGCGCCGUAUCAGAAACUCAUCACGGAGGAGAAGGAGAAGGAUACACCUGAUUUCAAGUACAACAAAGAUGCCCUCGACAUCUCUCUCCCCGACCCCCUCGUCCUAUCCACCGACGCCUACGUGACGGCAAUCUGCUACAUCGGCUCCAAGUCCCUCUCCCACGUCCUCUCCUGUAUCGAGCGCUGCAAAGAGCGCCUCCUAAGCCUUGGCCCGCAAUCCCCUAACGCCCGGAAACAGAUCAUCGAGUCUGUAAUGGAGUACUGGAAGGACCAGCCGGGCAUCGGCGUCAAUAUCGUGGACAAGCUGCUUAAUUACACGAUUCUUAGUCCGGCGAGCGUGGUGGAGUGGGCGUUGGGGAAGCAGGGGAAGAGGCUCGGUGAGGCGUUUGUGUAUGAGAUGGUUUCUGCUACUGUUGGUAAAGUCACGGGGAGAGUGAGACAGGUUGUCCGGGCGACGAAAGCGCCUGGCUUGACUUCUGAACAGCGGAAGCUGUUGGAGGGACCUGCGGAGAGCGAAAGGGGGAGUAUGAGGGAGUUGUUCCGCUUGAUGGAGGAUUUGCUCGUUGGUUGGGCGAGCGGGUCAAAGGAUCAGGUGUUAGAGAGUGGUGAUGGGGAGAGCGAGGGCGAGAAGAUGGUUCGGCAGUGGGGGGAGCGGUGGUUGAGGGUUUUCAGGCGGAAGUUUGCGGUCGAAGAGGCAUGGGGUUUGGAGGUGGGGAAGCAGAGGGUUGAGGAUGUUGUGGCAGUCCCGGAGGCGAAUGGCGGGAAUGGAGGGGUUGAGAUGGUGGAGUAG